CAACUGCAUUCACAAUUUUUCAAUUUCCUCACAGCAAUACCUAGCCUCUCCUAAAAGUACUUCCUAACUUCUUUCAGAAGCCCUACAAUCAUAAGAUUAGAAUGAGCUGGACAGGAGGAGACUGGAUAUGUGCAGCAUGCCAGCACCAAAAUUUCAAGAAGAGAGAGACAUGUCACCGAUGUGGAUACCCAAAAUUCGGCGGCCCUGAUGUGUCCACUUUCCUGUACAACAGGACAGAGGUGUUGGCAGGAGACUGGUACUGCUCUAACGUGAACUGUAGAGCUCACAAUUAUGCCAGUAGGACCAGCUGCUACAGAUGUGGAGCAUUGAAAAAUAUUGACUAUGGAGAUAGCAGUUGCCCUCCUGGAUGGAAAGCCGGUGACUGGAUUUGCCCCAGAUGUGGAGUGCAUAACUAUGCAAGCAGGACAGAAUGUUACGGAUGCAAGGCACAGAGGGAUUUCGGAGCCUAGGAAAAACGAUUUCCCCAAAUGAAGAACAUUGUUGGCACAAUAUCACUAAUCCCAGUACUCUACAAAUCUCAUGGAUUUAAAUAAACCUUUAGCUAGGUCAAGUAAAGGCCCAUUUUACAAGUAAACCCCAUGUUACAUU
This is a messenger RNA of Rubroshorea leprosula, 609 nucleotides long. Lineage: Eukaryota; Viridiplantae; Streptophyta; Magnoliopsida; Malvales; Dipterocarpaceae. The record is from the annotation of a GenBank genome assembly.